This is a messenger RNA of Symbiodinium pilosum, 700 nucleotides long. The record is from the annotation of a GenBank genome assembly. NCBI's taxonomy places the organism in Eukaryota, Dinophyceae, Suessiales, Symbiodiniaceae.
GCAGAUCUUGCUGUCGGGCAUGUUCCACUGGCUGCCUAACAUAACUCUCCUCCCCGUUCUGGCGCUCAACGCGGUGAUCUUUGUAUUGGCCAUCGACAGGUACGCGCAAACCAGGAGGAGUUUGACCACGCAGCUGGAGACUUUCGAUGUGCGCCAAUCCAGGUGCGCCUUUGAAUCUGACCGUGAGACUGUCUACCAUACCAUUCGCCAAUGGUUCACUGAUCUGGACGCGUUUAACACGAACGUUCGGGAAAAUGUUCGCGACCACGUCGUCAAAUCCCUGGGCCACGAGUUUCACUUCCCCAAGAGACUCACCUUUCCUCCAAUGCUCUUCAGCAUCUUCACCCAGCUGGAUCGGAUUGCUGCAGGCGAUUUCGAGACGCAGACAGUGUUCAAAGUCUUUGCUUUUGUGGCGGACGUCCCUCGCCUAGGCGCGCUGAUACCGAUGUUCAUUGUGAUGGCCUAUUGCUUCUCCAAAAUGGCUCGUCGCUGGCUGGGCUGUUUGCUUUUCAUCCUCUGCUCUCUCAGUGUGCAGAUGUUGCUGACCUUCGGUGAGCAAGUGCUCCAUGAAGGGACGCCGAUAUGGAUCUGCAUCGCAGAGAUCACGUCACAGUGGAUGUUAUUCAUUGUGCUUCUCGAGCUUUCUCCAAUGCUUUCCGUUUGCAGGAGGAUCAUGGCAUUGCGGCUGCCCACGGGCUAG